CCACAUUAGAUUCACAGCAACUGCAAGCCAGCAGCAGCCCGAGCUCUGAAUCUGCCAUAUAGAAGUGAGAGAGCGAGAAUUUGACCAAUCCAAGAUUGUCAUUUCCUCGUCAUUUCUUCAUCUCCAUUUUUAGCACUCAACCCUAAAGAUUCCACUUUUCACGCCCAGAUGAUUCCCUUCUCUAACUUGCACAUUUUUGCAAUCCAGAACCCAGAAUUUGCCAGUACAUAAUUCAAGCAAAAUCUCUAGGCAAGUACAGAAAUGGGCAAACUUGAUUUACUUCUUCCCUUGUUUCUCUCUCUUUUUGCCAUUUUCUCCCCUACCCAUGAAGCAGAAAUCACUUCUCUUCCUCUUGCCCAAAAUAAUUUGUCAUCUCGAUGCCCCAUGGACCUUAACUAUGUCUUGACAAUCCCAUGGAACAAAACUGCUUGUCAAAAUUACCAGCCAUCCAAAAAUAAGACUGCCAAUCUCCCAAGUGACGUGACCAAUAAGGAUCCAUGUUGCACAGGUCUUCUUCAUCUCUUCGGGGUAGGCCUCGCUCAGCAUCUCAAAGAAACCUCUCUGUUUCAGCUUCCGAGCUUACCCACCUCUGUUUCUUGCCUUCAAGACUAUCAAGCAAAGCUCAGCUCUCUUUCUUUUCCUGAUGAUAUUGUGUCUCACUGUUUCAAUCCUAUGGAGUUUGUCUUAACUCCUAAUAUAUGUGCCCAUGUGCAGACUACUCAGGAUUGGGUUGCUGAAUUGGGUAAAUCAACUGUGCUUGACUCGGCUUGCAGGCCUGAUCUGGUUGACCUUACAGCUUGCAGUGCAUGUGUAACAGCUGGGUUUAAGGUUCAAUCCGAUUUGAUAUUAAUCGAUGGUAAUGCAACUCAUGCUACAGAUUGUUUUUACUUUACAGUUCUGUAUGCUGCUGGUAUUGUUAAUGAGUUUGGUCCUGAAAGUAAUGGUGCUGUGACAUGUAUAUUUGGAUUGGACUUGGAUUCUAAUAUGGGUUCAUCUAACAAAGGUCACUCUGCUCUUGUUUUUGGCUUGACUGGUGCUAGUGUUGCUGUUUUGGUCAUGUCUAGUUUGUUAGGAGUAUGUUUUUGGUAUGAUAAGAAAUGGAGGAAGAAAAGUAAUUCUAGUUUUCCCUUUGAUUUGGAGGAACCAGAGUCGAGGCCAAGACUGAGGCCGAAUACUGGGUCAAUUUGGUUCAAGAUUCAUGAUCUUGAGAAAGCAACGGGAAAUUUUUCGCAGAAGAAUUUUAUUGGCAGAGGAGGGUUUGGUAUGGUUUACAAGGGAACAUUAUCUGAUGGGUCAAUAGUAGCCGUUAAAAGGAUUAUAGAAUCUGAUAUUCAAGGUGAUGCAGAAUUUUGCAAUGAAGUUGAGAUUAUUAGCAAUUUAAAGCACCGGAAUCUGGUGCCUCUCAGAGGAUGUUGUGUAGUUGAUGAUGAUGAUGAAAAUUAUACUGAGAGAGGGAGUCAAAGGUAUCUUGUUUAUGAUUACAUGUCUAAUGGGAAUCUUGAAGAUCACUUGUUUCCAGCAUUUGAUGAUCAAACCAGGAAGAAACUAUUGACAUGGCCUCAAAGGAAGAGCGUAAUUUUGGAUGUGGCAAAGGGAUUAGCUUAUUUGCACUAUGGAGUGAAGCCUGCAAUAUAUCAUAGAGAUAUUAAAGCAACAAAUAUAUUGUUAGAUGCUGAUAUGAGAGCAAGAGUGGCUGAUUUUGGGUUGGCAAAGCAGAGUAGAGAAGGUCAGUCUCAUCUUACCACAAGGGUGGCAGGAACUCAUGGAUACUUGGCUCCUGAAUAUGCUCUUUAUGGGCAACUGACUGAGAAGAGUGAUGUUUAUAGCUUUGGCAUAGUUGUUUUGGAGAUAAUGUGUGGGAGAAAGGCUCUUGAUUUGUCUUCAUCAGGGCCACCACGAGCUUUUUUGAUCACUGACUGGGUUUGGUCAUUGGUGAAAGCUGGAAAAGUAGAAGAUGCCUUGGAUGUUUCUUUGCUAAGAGAUGGGGAUUUUUCAAUUUCAAAUCCAAGGACCAUAAUGGAGAGGUUUGUGCUUGUUGGGAUUUUGUGUGCUCAUGUGAUGGUGGCCUUAAGGCCUACUAUAUUGGAUGCUCUGAAAAUGUUGGAAGGGGAUAUUGAAGUUCCACCUAUCCCUGAUCGGCCAAUGCCUCUUAGCCAUCCGUCAUCUUUUGGUGAUGGCUUCACCAUCUCCCCAGCACUGAGUUUUCCACAAGUGAAUAGUGGAGACAUGCUCAGGAAUGUGCUCGUGAAACUGUUAUUGACUGUUGUUGAUACUAUUGAAAGCCAGAUGUUUAGCUUAAAUCAGACCAUGAAGAAACUGCAGGACAAUCUGCUACUUAAUGUCAAAUGGAUAGCAGAAAAGAAGGCACUACCUGAGAGAAGCUAUGAUGCAUGACCUUGCUUACUUCAUCAUGAUGCUUCUGCAGGAAUGCAAUGAGCAGAAUUAGACUGAUUCAACGAAAGAAAGAGGAUAUGGGGGAGAAGUUUACUGGAGGCUUGGAAACUGUGGCAUGAGCAGGUGGCCUAAUGCAUAGAAAAAGUUGAUUAUCUUAGAAAGAGACAUUGCAUAGAAAAUUCUUAAAGGCAAGUGGAUAAAUUUUUAUAAGCCUUUUUUUUCUUUGUUUUAUCUUUUUGGAUCUUGCAUAAGCAUUUACUUGGUUGCUGCUUGCUAGACAUUUCUAAGUUGUUGAUUGAUGAAUGAAAUAAAUAUUUAGAUAAAGUGAGAGAGCUUCUUCUUCGCAUCUCCCGAAUUGAAUCUUUUUUCUUUUCCUAUGUUUUCCUGGUAAUGGAUGUCACCAUCAUAGCAUACUAAUAAAAGGCUCUGUUCACACAUAAUUAAAUCAGCAUGCCUGUCGAACAUCAGAAUUGUGAAACAUUUGAGUCCUGCAUGUUUUGCAGAUUGUACGUAUAGUGCAUCUUCAAAAUGAUCUAAUAUCCUGUACUAUCAAAUCCUUCCUAGCCCCUUUGCUGGUUCCCACCAUAUGCAUAAGUGGAAUCAGCAUUAUGAAGUGGAAUAUAAAGGAGAGACAUGUGAAUUUCUGCGUUCAUUUCGAUGAAGGAACCUAAUGAACUUCUCCAGGAAUUUUAGCCUGCGGAUGGGGUAGAGUAACCCAGUGGUAGAUCCAACAACAAAUCCAAAAGUGAGUCCAGCAAUAAGUCCAAAAACAAGCGUGUUUUCUGAAGAUUCUUCAGGAACAGGACUGGUGGUUUGGGGUUGAUCUGAACAAGAAUACUGCACAAUUGAACCGCAUAAUCCUGGAUUCCCCGAGAAACUGGAGACAGGAAAAGUGUCAAACUGGCCUCCUGAAGGCACCGGUCCUUCAAGGUUGUUGUCUGCAACACUGAAUGAAGACAAGAAAUUCAGUCCUUUGAAUGAUGCAGGUAUUUCACCAGUUAGAUGGUUUCCAGAGAGAUCCAACUUCUCUAAGUUGGUCAAUUUAGAUAGUUCACUGGGAAUGCUUCCAGAGAAGUUGUUGUUACUAAGAUCCAACACAUGAAGGAGCUUCAACUGGCCAAGCUCGACAGGGAUAUUGCCCCUAAGGUUAUUAUUUCUUAUGUAUAUUGCUGGUGGUAGGUGCGAGAGCUUAAUGUAUUGUUGAUAGUUAGGAUUGAUAGCAUUGUUGGUCUGUACAAGGACAGGCGCCUCUAGAUAGGUCGUGUCUACUGCAUACUGCGCCUCUGUUGAUGCCAAUGCCGGCAUUAAGUUAAGCUCCCUGGGGAAUUCACCUGAUAUGAAAUUACUACUCAAGUCUAUGUAAAAAAGGCUUGGUUGACUUAUUAACCAAGUUGGAAUUGAACCGAUGAUUCGGUUGAAUGAUAAGUCCAAGACCUGUAGUUUCUGAAGCUUAGCUAGCCAACCUGGUAUCUGAC
Messenger RNA from Manihot esculenta (cassava), 3869 nucleotides. RefSeq names its product probable receptor-like protein kinase At1g11050. Lineage: Eukaryota; Viridiplantae; Streptophyta; Magnoliopsida; Malpighiales; Euphorbiaceae. The transcript has 2 exons. Bases 262 to 2394 code for a protein of 710 amino acids. Gene Ontology annotation, molecular function: protein kinase activity; ATP binding. The record is from RefSeq and is a predicted model, not a curated record. Gene Ontology annotation, biological process: protein phosphorylation.